Molecule: messenger RNA, 3412 nt
Organism: Dichomitus squalens LYAD-421 SS1
Lineage: Eukaryota; Fungi; Basidiomycota; Agaricomycetes; Polyporales; Polyporaceae
Exons: 4
Coding region: 407-3412 (1001 amino acids)
Source: RefSeq, a predicted model, not a curated record
CGUAAGUAGUACUGUCUCAGCUACUCGGAGCUACCCGGGGGCCCAGUCCAUGACAGUCAGGCCUCAGGCUGGGCCGCCUUCCUUGUUCCUCAUCACCUCCUAACAGCCCUGGUACACGAGUACAAGACAGAAGAAAGGCUGCGACGCCAGCAAGUGUUCGUACAUUUGCGUUACGCCAUCAGGUGACAACCCUGCAAGAACCCGCCAGUAUCCCACGAACUCUUCUCAGUUCUCUCAGCAGCCCUCGUUUCAGUCCGACUCUUCCCUCUUCUCCUACUCCUAUCGCCCGCGACGCCAACCCGAUACGUCGAAGCUAGCGCACCUCACUUUUGGCUGUCUUCAGAUACUCACUGGCCCCUGUCCUUGUGCGAUAACACCAUCCCUCAUCCAAACCCCCGACUUGACCAUGAGCGGGGCGUCCACGAACGCACUCUCCGACUUCCAAUUCCACAUCAUAGGCAAGCAGCCAGCUCUGCUGGGCCGCCUAUCCUCCAAGCCGGACGACGGCCAGGAUUUCGCGUUGUCCCCAGCGUCAUCCCCUUUGUCUUCCCCGAAGGUAGCGGCGACACAGAUUCCGCCAACCCACUCUACCUGGCUCAAUCUCGCGCUUGCAGUGGACGAACAGGAAGUCUCAUCGGUCAAGCCUUCAGGAGCAAGGCCCAGCGGGACUGAUUUGUCGGCCCCCCUCGGCGAUACUACAGCGCCCCAGUCGAGGUCGCCUCCACGCUCUUCCCCCUUGAAUGACAACGAAGCGAGCGGCGCGCAGGAGCGACGCAAAGCUUCGGAGGCUCAUCCAUCGAUCUUCAAAUCAUCUCACGCCUCUCCCUCUGGCCCUGCGCUCGCCUCCGCCGGGCCAUUUGCGCUUCCACCUACUUUGUCUGCAACCUCGACCUCGACUCGCACCUUGCUACCCACUACCAUCCUCUCGCGUUCUCAACAAAUAAGUGGCACCAUGCCAGCAGCGUCCGUGGAGACCGCCAUACCCCAGGACGAGGAGGACAUACUUGACAGCUUCCAGCUAGCGUACGAGCGUCUGAAGGCGGAGGCAGACGAAUGUGGCGCUACCCAAGUCGAGAUGCUUCGACUCGCGGCCAAGCAACACGACAAAUUCGCGCGCAUGUGCGCCCUCGUCGAUAAUCUCCCCGUCAGUCGCGGCCCCUUCCUAGCGCAAGCCCAGCGGCGCAUCGCUCGCGCUGAGCAGCGCGCCAUCGGACUCGAGUCGGAGGUUACACGACUACAAGAACAGCUCCAAAACGCUCUUGACACCAUCACCCGUCUCGAAGGCGAGAAAGCCGAACUUCAAGGAGAAGUGGUGCUCGCGCACCAGCAGGCCGAUGAGAUGAAACGCGCAUUAGAAGCUCGAAUCGGCGAGGCUUUGAAGACGAUGAACAGCGCCAUCGAAGAGACUCGGGUUCGCGAAAGCGAGCGCGACGCGAAGGCUGCCGAGGCCUCCGCUCGUAUGGAGGCCCUGGAGCGCGAGCAUCUGCAGCUGAUCGAGGCCGGAACGCGCGGCGCAGUAGUCAAGAAGAAGCUCCAGGAACAAGUAGACAGGCUUCACAAGCAGCUGGCUGCGCAGAAGCAGGAAGCCGCUGUUGAGAGGAAGAAGCUCCAGGAGCAACUAGAAGAGCAGGCACGCGCCGCAGAGGAAGACCAGCAGCGCCGAGCCGCCGACCUAGUCGAAGAUAGGCGCAAAUUGGAGGCACAAAUCCAGACCGAAUUCGCCCAGCGGAUGCAAGCGGACGAUGCGGAGAUGCGACCAGGAGACCACGGAUCUGGCGAAGCUCCAUCCUCCUCGGGUGCCAUUGUCGGACCUGAGAUAGCGAACAUUGAGCACCCGACAACGGAGCAUACCACGCUUCUGCUUCUCACCAUUAUGGCGUUGUUCACCCUGAGAAUACGACAGCAGCCUCCUUGCCCACCCGUUCGUCGAUAUCGCCGACCUCCACCUCUCCGGAGACUCGUCCCCCGUACCCCCGCCCAGAUUCCAGCGUACGAUCGACUACCAGCGGCGAUGAGUGGGCCGUUGCUCGCUGUCCAAGCAGCAGAUGAAGAGGAGGUCAAGCCCAAGACCGAGCCUGUCGACGAAGUGCCCGACACUCUUCCAUCUGCAUCACAGUCCCGUGUUGUAGCUCCAGCAUAUCGACGAGAACAAUCCCUCGACUACGUUCCUCUGCUCCAGCACUUAUCUCGCUCUCAGCUCACUACAGUCCCAAUUACGUUAUCCGCCUCGGUAUCACCCAAAUCAGCGAAGGCCGAAGCAGAGUCUCCUGCCGUAUCCCCAGAGCUGGCCUAUCCUUCGAGAACGUCGUCUCGCGGGCCGACUCAAUCCUUGCGCGAACCUGCCACAGUUCCUCUCGUGCCAACCCUGCUCAAGAGCCAAUCGUCGGGCAACGCCGAGGACCAGUCACCCCGCCUCGAGAGCUUGCGCCUUCCGCACAAGGCGAAGGGUUUCGUGUCGAUCGCAUCCAGCAAGCUCCAGUUUCCGAUCCGCAGCCUCGCAUACCUCAGCCAAUCCCAACAACUGACUAUCGACCCGACUCCGUUCCCGUUCAACGACAAUCAUGGAGUCGUCUGGUCAAGCGAAGACCAUGUCCGUCAUAAGCGAACCCGAGACGAAGAGUCGUACAUACAACAACCGAACGUCCGUCGAAGGCUCACGCCACCUCCAUCCACACCGCUUCAGCACGGACAAAAGGCACAUCCCACCCCUCUGAGUCAACAGACUCCGCAUUUCUCUUCUCGCCCUGGCACGCAGGAGCAGCCCUUUCCGUCCAGAAGUCAUCCUGCAGACCAACAGUCGCGAUCCCAAGAUCUGCGCGAUCGCAUAGAGCCACCUCAAGCGCCUCUCCGCGGUUACGAUAGCUAUGUGCCUCAGCCUCGGGACGAUCGCCGGUCACCUCCACGAAGGACAUCGCCAACCUCCACCAACAUUCCUGUGAACGGGUACGCACCAGUGGGCGAGGCCACCACUGCACGUCAGCCCAACACUGAGUCUCGAUCCUUCUCUCAGACGGGGCCAUCCCUUCAGCAACGAAUUCAUGGCCACAACAAUGCGCUCUCGCCCACCGAGUCCGCUCCUGGUCCGAGCAACUUUGCGUCCGGGCCCAGGCCCACGAACCCCAAUGCAGGGGCGUCCCCUCCUCGCAGACAGGCUCAGCGACGCGCGUCCCCGCCAGCAAGGCUUCCCCCGCCCCCGACGCACGUCGCCCUUCCGCUAUUGAACCGCUUAACGGACGCUACAGUGCCUCCGCACCAGCAGGACACUGCUCUCAGAGGCGAGGCGAGGGGCAGGGGCGCUGGUCGAGGACGAGGGCGAGGGGGACAGCAGAGGGCCAGACCACUGGGGCAGCGUCUCGAGCCUGCGCAGGGCCGCACGCUUGCGGACAGGAUACGCAUGGACGACACAAGGUAA